Messenger RNA from Harpia harpyja (harpy eagle), 1899 nucleotides. It is a transcript of the gene TFAP2B, whose product is annotated as transcription factor AP-2 beta. Bases 330 to 1739 code for a protein of 469 amino acids. Gene Ontology annotation, molecular function: DNA-binding transcription factor activity, RNA polymerase II-specific; RNA polymerase II transcription regulatory region sequence-specific DNA binding. Lineage: Eukaryota; Metazoa; Chordata; Aves; Accipitriformes; Accipitridae. Gene Ontology annotation, cellular component: nucleus. Gene Ontology annotation, biological process: anatomical structure development; regulation of cell population proliferation; regulation of transcription by RNA polymerase II. The transcript has 11 exons. The record is from RefSeq and is a predicted model, not a curated record.
AACCGAGGGCUACCCGGGAAAAGCACAAAUGCAACUCUGUUUUUAAUCGUUUUCAGAAAGUAGCUAAUCGCUAUUCAAAUGUGUGCAGAGAAGGGUUUGCUAAACUCUUUCUUUUUCUUUUCUUUCUUUUUUUCAGAGAAAGUGUUUCCAAGUUAUAAAAUAUACAGUCCAAGUCUGAAGUACUUCUGCAGCCUAUUGUUUCAGACAACAGAUAUAAGUUGCGAUGGAAGAGGAACGUCGGAUUUGGUGUCUGUCCCCCAUUUCCAAUUAUAGAUGGAUCAUUACAGACAGAGAAGUACUGAGAAUCCAGACAUCUGCUCUUCACAUGAAUGCACUCACCUCCUAGAGAACAGCCUGCCAUCAUGCUCUGGAAACUGGUUGAAAAUGUCAAGUAUGAAGAUAUCUAUGAGAUGUUAGUCCACACCUAUUCCGCCAUGGACCGGCAUGAUGGAGUGCCCAGCCACAGUUCCAGGCUGUCCCAGCUGGGAUCCGUCUCGCAGGGACCCUACUCCAGCGCUCCUCCGCUCUCUCACACCCCAUCCUCGGAUUUCCAGCCGCCUUAUUUCCCACCCCCCUACCAGCCUCUUCCUUACCACCAAAGCCAGGACCCUUACUCCCAUGUCAAUGACCCCUACUCCCUAAACCCCUUGCAUCAACCCCAGCAGCACCCCUGGGGACAGAGGCAGAGGCAAGAGGUGGGAUCAGAAACGGGGUCACUGCUGCCACAGCCUCGGGCCGCCCUGCCCCAGCUCUCGGGACUGGACCCCAGGCGGGACUACCACUCUGUAAGGAGGCCAGACGUCCUCCUGCAUUCAGCUCACCAUGGCCUUGACUCCGGCAUGGGGGACAGCCUUUCUCUGCAUGGCAUCGGACACCCAGGGAUGGAGGAGGUCCAGUCAGUUGAAGAUGCCAAUAACAGCGGUAUGAACUUAUUGGACCAGUCUGUCAUUAAAAAAGUUCCGGUUCCUCCAAAAUCUGUUACUUCUUUGAUGAUGAAUAAAGAUGGCUUCCUGGGUGGAAUAUCAGUCAAUACCGGAGAGGUGUUUUGCUCUGUACCUGGCCGCUUGUCUUUGCUUAGUUCAACUUCAAAGUAUAAAGUAACUGUGGGAGAAGUUCAGAGACGCCUUUCUCCUCCAGAGUGUCUGAAUGCAUCCCUCCUAGGAGGAGUACUUAGAAGAGCCAAAUCGAAAAACGGGGGGAGAUCUUUGCGAGAAAGGCUAGAAAAAAUCGGUUUGAAUUUACCAGCCGGCAGGCGUAAGGCCGCAAAUGUCACUUUACUCACCUCCCUGGUGGAAGGUGAGGCCGUUCAUUUAGCUCGGGAUUUUGGGUACAUCUGCGAAACGGAGUUCCCAGCCAAAGCUGUUUCUGAGUACCUGAACAGACAGCACACGGACCCCAGCGACCUCCACUCCAGGAAAAACAUGCUGCUUGCUACAAAGCAACUUUGUAAAGAAUUUACAGAUCUCUUGGCCCAGGACAGGACACCCAUUGGAAACAGCCGGCCCACCCCUAUUUUGGAACCGGGCAUUCAGAGCUGCUUGACUCACUUCAGCCUCAUCACUCACGGCUUUGGGGCCCCCGCUAUCUGCGCUGCCCUCACGGCCCUUCAAAACUACCUGACUGAAGCUCUCAAAGGCAUGGACAAGAUGUUCUUGAACAACAACACUGCUAACAGGCACACAUCUGGCGAAGGACCAGCUUUGCCCGCUUGGCUUAUGAGCUUCUUCAAAGAGGACUAGAGAUCCCUACACAAUAUAUCAGCUUGGACUACAGGACCCGACUCAGCUGAUCGUCCAAGGUGUCCAAAAUAAAUCAUCAUCAUCAUAAUAAUAACAAUAAUAAAAAAACCAAACAACAACAACAACAAAAACAUUGCAAACGACGACCCCAAAGUCUGUU